Messenger RNA from Naumovozyma castellii, 954 nucleotides. RefSeq names its product pantoate--beta-alanine ligase PAN6 (gene PAN6). NCBI's taxonomy places the organism in Eukaryota, Fungi, Ascomycota, Saccharomycetes, Saccharomycetales, Saccharomycetaceae. The record is from RefSeq and is a predicted model, not a curated record. The transcript has a single exon. The coding region runs from base 1 to 954 and encodes 317 amino acids.
AUGAAUCAUCACCUUUCAAAAAAAAAAACAGAUUCCAGUAGAUCUAGACGGAUUGAGAUGAAAGUGGUCCAUACUAUCGCUGAAGUACGUCAAUGGCGUGCGUUGUUUGCCGGUUCCGCCAAGAUUGGGUUCGUCCCCACCAUGGGAUGUCUUCAUGAAGGUCAUGCCUCAUUGAUCAAGCAAUCCAAGCAGGAUAACGAUUUUACCGUGGUGAGUAUCUUUGUGAAUCCAUCACAAUUUGCUCCCACUGAGGAUCUGGAUCAGUAUCCACGAACCAUGGAUGCGGACAUGACUCUUUUGAAAUCAUUGGGUGUGGAUCUUCUGUUUGCACCCACGGCGAAGGUCAUGUACCCACAGGGGAUCCCAUUAGAUGUAGAAAAGCAAAGAGGACCCUUUGUGAGCGUACUUGGUGUUAGUGAGAUGUUGGAGGGGAAGACAAGACCCAAUUUCUUCCGUGGGGUAGCCACUGUGGUUUUGAAGUUCUUGAAUAUCAUCACUCCCACCGUAGCUUAUUUCGGCCAGAAGGACAUUCAGCAAUUUGUCGUGUUGAACACCAUGUGUAAUGAGUUGUUUGUCAACACCACAUUGAUAAUGAUGCCCAUUGUGAGAGGUACUGAGGGACUGGCUCUAAGCAGCAGAAACAAAUAUUUAUGUGAUGAAUCGUUGCAGAUUGCUAACAAUUUGUACCGAGGUUUGCACGCGGCAGAAACAAUGCUAACCCAACAAAGAGCAGUUUGCACCAGAGAGUCUCUGUUGGACACUGUUCAGAAGAUAUGGCAACCUUUCAUCGAUCAAGGUGAUUUUAAAGUGGACUAUGUGUCGUUUGCGGAUUGGACCACGCUUGAAGAAGUUAACAAGUUCGACGGUAAGGUGAUUAUCAGCUGUGCAGUGUACGUGAAGGAUCGCAAGGACACCACUCGUGUGGUCAGAUUGAUCGACAACGUGGUUGUGUAG